This is a messenger RNA of Malurus melanocephalus (red-backed fairy wren), 759 nucleotides long. It is a transcript of the gene PDCL2, whose product is annotated as phosducin like 2. The record is from RefSeq and is a predicted model, not a curated record. Lineage: Eukaryota; Metazoa; Chordata; Aves; Passeriformes; Maluridae. Gene Ontology annotation, cellular component: cytoplasm. Gene Ontology annotation, biological process: protein folding.
AUGUUUACAGACACAUGGACUUGGGUCAGGGAUACUGAAUGGAGAGACACCCCAAGAGACUUUGGAAUUCUUCCUCCAAAAGAAAAACUGAAAGAUGAAAUUGAAGAAAUACUUUUACACUUGCAGAACGAAGCACAACUGAAAUUGCAUGAAAGAAUGAAUCUUGAAGAACUAAAGAAAGUUGAAGAUGGCUUUGAUGAGGCUGAUGAGAAAGCUAUUGAUAUGUACAGACAGCAACACUUGUASGAAUGGAAAUGUCUGCAGAGGAGACAAAAGUAUGGGAAGCUAAGAGAAAGUUGUGGAAAGCAGUAUGCAAAAGAAGUUACAAARGUUCCAGAUGAUGUGUGGGUAAUAAUUCAUCUUUAUUGGUCAAGUAUCCCAGUGUGUUUACUGGUUAACGAACACCUCAACCUACUGGCCUAAAAGUUUCCAGAGGGCAAGUUUCUCAAAGCCAUUGUAAAGUGCUGCAUUCAGAAUUACCAGGACAAGUGUUCACCCACUGUCCUUGUAUAUACUAGUGAAAUACAAGGCAGGUUCACUGGAAAAGCUGAACAUGGGGGAAUAUAUCUGAAAGCAGAAGUGAAAAAACUCAUGGUUAGUUCUUUGGGAGCAUUACUGGUAAAGAAGCUCCUGGCCCUACAGUAUCUUUGUAAAACAGUUCRCCGCAAUGUUCUGCUGCAGACGCAACAGGUUUAUGUUAAACAGCCGCUCCAUGUUUAUCUAAUGGUAUUAAAAGCCUCGUAUACACAAAAGGGCUGA